GCGGGCGCUGCCCAGCGUGCUGAAGCCGGAGUGAGCGAGCAGUCCCAAGCCGCAGACUCAGCGGAGCCCAGCCCUCUGAACUCCGGACCGCUACCGCCGCUCGGAGCCCCAGGCGGGCGCGUCCAGAGCUCCCGACCCGCCCCGCUCCUCUCUCUGCCUCUCGCGUCGUGACACCAGCCGUGUCCGGCAGCCCUCUCCAGUCAUGAGCUCGCCCAGCCUGCGGGCUUCUGCCCUCUUCUGCUUCCUUCUGCUGAUGGAGGGCCUGGGGGCAGUUCCCCCGGGGUACCCCGAGACGCAGCAGCCCCUCCUCGGCUCUGAGCAUAAAGAGCCGGCGGCCGGGGACUCCGAGCCCGGGCCCGGGCCCAAAGAUGCCCUGGAGGUCCGAGCCGCUCGCAACUCGGAGCAGCCGGGCGAGGGCGAGCUGUUCCAGGGCGUGGACCCGCGGGCGCUGGCCGCGGUGCUGCUGCAGGCGCUCGACCGGCCAGCCUCGCCCCCCGCGCCUGGAGCCCCCCAGCAGGGCCCCGGGGAGGAAGCGGCUGAGGCCCUGCUGACCGAGACAGUGCGCAGCCAGACACACAGCCUUCCGGCGCCGGAGAGCCAGGCGCCCGCGCUGCAGACCCCGGAGGGCGACCCUGCGGAAGAGCUGGAGACGCUGGCCGCCUUGCUCCAACAGCUGCGCGACUUCAGCCCGAGCAGCGCCAAGCGCCAGCAGGAGACCGCGGCUGCUGAAACAGAGACCCGCACCCACACGCUGACCCGCGUCAACCUGGAGAGCCCGGGCCCCGAGCGCGUGUGGCGCGCCUCCUGGGGCGAGUUCCAGGCGCGCGUCCCGGAGCGCGCGCCCCUGCCUGCCCCAGCGGGCCCCCAGUUCCCGGCACCCGGCCCCGGGGCCCGCCCGCUCGGAGAAGGCGAGUCGGUGCCGCCCGCGCCGCUGGGCGGGGCGCUGGCCCCCCUGACUCCCCUGGCCCCGGGAUACGCGGGCCUGGGCGCCGCCUUCCCCCAGGGCGCGCUGUUGGGCGGCUCGGAGGCGGGGAGACGCGUGCUGCAGCAGGGCCUGGCGCAGGUGGAGGCCGGGCGGCGGCAGGCCGAGGCCACCCGGCAGGCGGCAGCGCAGGAGGAGCGACUAGCCGAUCUGGCCUCCGACCUGCUGCUGCAGUACCUGCUGCACGGCGGGGCCGGGCUGCGCGGCCUGGGGGGCCGGGGGCUGCAGGGCGGAGAGGCUGGGCAGGAGCGGCGCGGAGGGGCGGGGCGGGCGGAGGCGGCCGAGGAGGAGCGAGAGCGGGAGCAGGCGGAGCAGGAGGAGGACGAGGAGGCGGCUGAGGCCGAGGCGCAGGCGGAGGAGGCGGAGCGGGCGCGGCAGACCUCGCUGCUGUUCGCUGAGGAUGAGGAUGGCGAGGCGGGAGCAGAGGACAAGCGCUCCCAGGAGGAGGCGCCCGGGCACCGGCGCAAAGCGGCCGAGGGGGCAGCGGAGGGCGGGGAGGAGCAGGACGCCGCCGCUGCCACCGACGACGACGACGACGAGAUGGACCCGCAGGCCAUCGAUAGCCUGAUCGAACUGUCCACGCGGCUGCACCUGCCGGCCGACGACGUGGUCAGCAUCAUCGAGGAGGUGGAGGAGAAGCGGAAGCGGAAGAAGAACGCGCCCCCCGAGCCCGUGGCGCCCCCGCGGGCCGCCCCCCGCGUGCGCUCCCCGCCGCCCCCCGUGCCCGUCCCCGCCGAGCUUCCCGACUGGAACGACGUGCUCCCGCCCUGGGACCGGGAGGAGGGCGACGCGUUCCCCGCGGGCCCCUACCACCCCCUGCCCAACUACAUCCGGCCGCGGACACUGCCGGGCCCCGCCACCGCGCGCCGCCGCCACCUGCACCGCGCGCUGGCGCCCCCGCCCGGCCACCGGCCAGACCCCGAGGCUCCCGCGCGGCGCGCGCAGGCGGCGGCGGAGGCGGAGGAGCGCCGGCUGCAGGAGCAGGAGGAGCUGGGCAACUACAUCGAGCACGUGCUGCUGCACCGCCCGUGACCGCGCCCCCCUCCGUGCCCCGCCCCCACCCCGCAUGCGCCCGCCCCCGCCGUGAGUCCUGUGAAGCGUGCCCGCCUCCGGCCCCCCCCACCCCCCAGCACCGUCUCUCGCGCCCUGUCUCUUGUAAAUACCCCUCACGGAGGAAAUAGUUUUGCUAAGAAAUAAAAGUGACUAUUUUAUUA
Molecule: messenger RNA, 2196 nt
Organism: Erinaceus europaeus (western European hedgehog)
Lineage: Eukaryota; Metazoa; Chordata; Mammalia; Eulipotyphla; Erinaceidae
Gene: VGF
Product: VGF nerve growth factor inducible
Exons: 2
Coding region: 203-2014 (603 amino acids)
Biological process (GO): carbohydrate homeostasis; regulation of synaptic plasticity
Molecular function (GO): neuropeptide hormone activity
Source: RefSeq, a predicted model, not a curated record